UCUGAGCGCCGGUACCGUGACAACCGGACUCUUUGUGUAUUUACUGUGUGCUCUGAGCCCCGGGAUGUCCAGCCUGCGCUUUUUAAAGACUCUGGUGACCGAGAGGCUAACGGCGGCGGCGGAGGAGAUCCUGGUGCUGGUGGAGAGGGUGAUGGUAGAGUACCAAGAGGAGCUGACCCGUCUGUCCAGACCGGCUGACUGGAAGCGGAGUUCGGACGGAGAUCCGCCGCCGAGCCGCAGACUCACAGACGCUCAGUGGCUCGAUGGCUUCGAUCUCCAGCAGCAGGAAGAUGUGGGACAGCUGGAGCCACUCACCAUCAAGCAGGAACAGGUGUGGAGUGGGCCGGAGGAGCAGCCAGAGACUCCCACCAUCAAACAGGAGCAGGAGGGGGAGGAGCAGGAGGAGGUGUGGAGUGGCCCUGAGAUUCAUGCUGAAGCUCCUCAGAUGACGGUGGAGCAGGAGGCCAAAGGCUUCAUCUACAGCCUGGAGUGUAAGCGCGAGCAGCCUCAGGUGGAGGCUCUGAAGGCGCAGCUGAAAGAUGAGAACAUCCUGCCGAGCACUUCCUCAAAGCUGACUUUUGCACCACAGUUCAACCCCCCGGCAGACCUCCCGGCUCCUGCAGCCGCUCAGACUCAAGACGCUGACAGCAGCAGCACUUCCUGUUGCUGUAAAGUUUGCGGUAAGACGUUCAGCUACCGCGGGUUUCUGAUGAACCACGUAGAGAUCCACGCUAACGAAGAGAACUGCCUCUGCGGCGUUUGUGGAAACCUGCUGCCCGACAGAAAGAAACUGCUGGAACACCUGCAGACUCACGUCAAGAUCCACGUCUGCCAGUUCUGCAGCAAAACCUUCCGGGGGCAUAUCGAGCUGGAGGUGCACACGCGCAGCCACACGGGCGAGAAGCCAUUCAGCUGCCACGUCUGUGGGAAGAACUUCAGCCGCAAAGGCAACAUGGCGAUCCACAUGAGGACGCACACGGGCGAGAAGCCACACCGCUGCGGCGUAUGCGGGAAGUGCUUCAACAUCACCUCGUCUUUGAUCCGUCACUCCAGGACACAUUCUGGAGAGAAGCCCUACAGCUGCCGCUUCUGCUUCAAACGCUUCACCAGCAGCUCAGACAUGAAGACCCACAUGAGGACGCACACCGGAGAGAAGCCCUACACCUGCCCCGUCUGCGGAAAGGGCUUCCCCCUCAGCACGCCGCUCAAAUACCACAUGAAGCACCACACGGAGGAGCAGCCAUACCGCUGCAGCAAGUGCAGCAGGUGCUUCAGUGACGUCUACACACUGCGACGACACAUGAAGACUCAUGGCGAGAAGCCACUGUGACAAAAUCAAACCAUUUGAAGCCUGGAGUUUGUUCUUUUACUCCUGUUGUCAUGUUUAGCUGUGAUUUCAGACAGGAAGUCCUAAUAUGGUUAAAGGGGUGGAGCCAAAAUCAUCACAGCUGAAUCUGACAGGGUGGGAAGGUUCGUUUUUUAGUUAGUUAGUUUUUGAACAGCCUUUCAGACAAAUGUGCUUUUGGGCCAACGGGAUGCUGUUCAGACUAUUGGGAUUUUGAAUUUAUGGGGUGACUUUUCAUCUGCUCUUUUUUCUUCCCGUUUGUUUUGUUAUACUAAUUUUGGCCACUAGAGGCUGAAGUGCACCUCAGGACUAAAGUCAUUCUCCGCGAACUCUAAACACAAAGUUAUUGUCAUGUCUAGAAGUGGCUAUAAGUGUUUUUAAUCAGCAUCAAUCAGUGGUCAGCAUUAGCUAGGCUGAUGUCAUGCUAGCUAGCAAGUGAGAAACGUAUUAAUUUGAUGUUCAUGGGUAAGCAACAGGUACAAGCUGUUUAUUGGGAUCUUAUUCAUGAUAACAUAAUGAUGUCGCCCCUUCUCAGUGGAAUAUUAAAAAAAUCAAAAAUAAAAAUAACAGCAUUGUUGCUUCAUAAGAACGUCCCAGGUUCGAGUCGCCGGCGGGGGCACUUUCCAUGUUCUCGCUGCACAACUGCACUGGUGUGGCUUUUCUCCGGGUGCUCC
Scatophagus argus is the source of this 2019-nucleotide messenger RNA. Its product is annotated as zinc finger protein OZF-like. Gene Ontology annotation, molecular function: RNA polymerase II cis-regulatory region sequence-specific DNA binding; DNA-binding transcription factor activity. The coding region runs from base 65 to 1330 and encodes 421 amino acids. The transcript has 2 exons. Gene Ontology annotation, biological process: regulation of transcription by RNA polymerase II. Lineage: Eukaryota; Metazoa; Chordata; Actinopteri; Scatophagidae. The record is from RefSeq and is a predicted model, not a curated record.